Molecule: messenger RNA, 1145 nt
Organism: Prorocentrum cordatum
Lineage: Eukaryota; Dinophyceae; Prorocentrales; Prorocentraceae
Source: the annotation of a GenBank genome assembly
CGAGGGCCUCGCCCAGGGGCGCCAAGGAGGCUCCGCCGAUCAGGCUGCCCACCAGCGUGCUCUUCGUGGGGAACUCGCACACCUACCAGCCGAAAGAGCUUGGCGGGAUUGCCGGGGCGCUCUCCCGCGUCGCGGCCGCAGCAGCUGGCGUGCAGCUGCGCACAGAGGCCGUGGUGCAGGGCGGCGCCGACCUGCUGGACCUGUUGCCACAGGCAGAGGAGCUCAUGCGGCGCACGGCCGCCUCGGGCGAGGACCCGUGGGACGCGGUGGUGCUGCAGGUCGGCCGCGGCGCCGAUUCGGAGAGCCGGUUCGCAGAGGCGGAGGUGCUCCGCUGCCGAUACGCCCCGCUGAUCUUGGACACGCACCCCAGGAGCCAGGUCGUGCUCUACCAGACCUGGAGCGAGCCCUAUCCUGGCCCCAGCGAGGCGGCGCUCAUGGCGGAGAGCCUCGCGGAGUACCAAGGCGCGCUGCGGGAGGGCGGGCUGCAGACGGUGUGCUGCGUGCGCGCGGGGCUCGCCUUUCUGGGCGUCGCGCGCGACCCGCACGCGGAUCGGCGCGUGUACCCCGCGCUCUUUAAGGACGACUCCGGCCACGGCUCCGCGCUGGCGGGCGCGCUCGUUGCCGCGGCGGUCGCCCUGCCGCUCGGCCUCGCGGGGCCGCUGGGCGGCCCCAGCCCGUGCCGCUCGCUGGGCCGGAUCCUCGAGGCCAUGCUGCCGAGCGCUUGGCGCACGGCCAGCGCGGGCUUCGCUGGCGACGCCGAGUUCGGCCAGAAGCUGUGGACCGGGGUCUCCGCGGGCGACGGCGUGGGCAUGCUAUCUGGUGGCCUUUGCCCCCCCGGCCCCACUCCCACUCCCGACACCGUGCCAGCGUGGUGGACAAGAGGCCUCUCGGAGCCAUCUGUGGGUCUCUUGGGGGGCCUUCAGCGGGCUUCCUGGAAGUCUCUCGGAGGUCUCUGGGGGCCUCUUAGAGGCCUCUUGAGGCCUCUUGGGGGCCUUUGGGGGGCCUCGUGUAGGCCUGAUCUUGAGGUGGAAGGGGCCGAAAGUGUUCCCCCAAUCGGGCCCCUUGUGGGGCCGUCGUUGGAGCCUCGACGGCCGUCUUGGAGCAAUGUUCGGUGUGUCUUCUUGGGUCGUCGGAGGUGCUCGUAA